GCCAGUGAGCGAAACCCUAAUUCCCAAUCCGAAGUCGUGAAAAGAUGACGAAGGGAUCCAUCUUUGCUAAGUUAUCGGGGUUAUCUGGGAAUCCAAACUGGAAUUCCGUGGCGGUUACCAAGGAGCAGGCAGGUCUGAUUGUGCGGGGGGUUGUUGUGAAAGGGAUAAUAGGCUACUUUGGAUACGAGCUUGGUACCAUGAUGUUCUCCAAUGCCCCUAAAAUAGAACGAUAUGAAGUCCUGUUGCAGAAAGCGAGGGGGGUCAUUAAAAAUCAGGAAAGAAAUUUAAGGCUUUUGGAUAAGCGUGAAGCAGAGCUAGUGCAAGCGAAGGAGAAAAUUAACAAGGAGCUGAUGAAGUAUCAUUCGAGAGCUUCAAACUAGUAUUGUAUUUUCAAAAUUUCAAACUUGUUUGUGUGUUAUGAUCAUCUUUGGAACUAACUACUGUAGCUUGUUGCUAUUUGCUAAAAGACUUAGAGAUUUGAAUAAUGUUGUUUGUGCUUGUGCUCUUAAACCAACUUCGUUUGGAACCUACUAGCUCGUUGCUAUUUGCGCAUGUGUCAUUACAAAAACAAUGUUAUAAUGACCAUAACUUGUCUUGGUGGUGGGAGCUGCUGUAUCAAUUCAAACCACAUAUAU
Messenger RNA from Eruca vesicaria subsp. sativa (arugula), 635 nucleotides. NCBI's taxonomy places the organism in Eukaryota, Viridiplantae, Streptophyta, Magnoliopsida, Brassicales, Brassicaceae. The record is from the annotation of a GenBank genome assembly.